Messenger RNA from Macrosiphum euphorbiae (potato aphid), 330 nucleotides. The record is from the annotation of a GenBank genome assembly. NCBI's taxonomy places the organism in Eukaryota, Metazoa, Arthropoda, Insecta, Hemiptera, Aphididae.
AUGUGCCGAAAAUUAGCAGCUGUGAAACUGUCAUCGUCUCUUGCCGCAAGUUUCAUAAUGCAUUAUACAAUACCGUAUUGUACAUGCUAUGUGGAAUUAAAUUUACGGGCAUUAGCAUCGUCGUCGUCAUCACGUGACCGGCAAAUUCGGCGUAAAGAACGGUGUCGCGGUAUUUCAUCACUUUCUCGCCUUUUCGAAGAUUCCUUCACUCCCCCGCGAGGGCUAUUCGUCGUCACAGCAGCGUACACCGAAAAUCCCACACGGCCGAACGCCAUUCAGUCUGACAGCAGACCGACACCGCGCCAGCUAAUCUGUUUAGAUAUUUAUUAG